Molecule: messenger RNA, 690 nt
Organism: Arachis stenosperma
Lineage: Eukaryota; Viridiplantae; Streptophyta; Magnoliopsida; Fabales; Fabaceae
Exons: 3
Coding region: 1-690 (229 amino acids)
Source: RefSeq, a predicted model, not a curated record
AUGUCUAAGAGGAUUAAUAUUUCAAGUGCUCAACUCAAGGUCUUGAAGUUAUCAUACUGCUCUAACUUGGAGGAGCUUAACAUUGAUGCUCGAAAUUUAUUAUCAUUUGCGUAUGAGGGUGUGGGAAACAACCAACCUGGUAUAUCUUUUCAGAAAAGUUCUAAUCAAUUGGAAGUCAAUUGUCUUUUUACGGUUGUGGAUUUUCGGGACCUUUGUAGCUUGAGGAAAUUUGUCGAAAACAUUAAACCCCAAAAGAUUUGGGCAUCAGUCUCCCUCUUUAUCUGUUGGCCAGUUCUAAUUAAACCAAAGCAGGGUGCAUUGCAAGUUUCAUCUAUUCCUCCAACUAUAAAACGCUUGGAAUUAGAGUUUUCUCCGGAAAAUGAACCUUACUAUUUCCCUUUUAUGAAUUACUUGCUUUCAAGUUGCUGCCCGAAUUCUAUUUCAUUGAGUUUUCGCUAUUAUGUUCAUAGUAAAGCAUUCAUUGAGUUUUUGUAUGAGAUACUGAUGGGAAGAAAGGAAGAGAAGUGCCACUGCAGUUCAAGUAAUACAAAAUGUUGGUGGCAUGCCUUGAAGAUUGUCAAGGUUAUUUGUUCGUUCAAGGUUGAUGAGAACGCUGACUUUAAGACCAUGUUAGAUGCAUUGCCAACAUGUUAUGCUGAUGAAAAUAUUGGUUUUAUCUUAGAAUUGUAA